Molecule: messenger RNA, 1754 nt
Organism: Carassius auratus (goldfish)
Lineage: Eukaryota; Metazoa; Chordata; Actinopteri; Cypriniformes; Cyprinidae
Exons: 4
Coding region: 330-1325 (331 amino acids)
Source: RefSeq, a predicted model, not a curated record
UAUCCUCUCACACCUGACAUCAAGCCGAUCAAACACUGAUUUAAACACUCGUAUCUUCUCUAGUCUCUGAUCAUGUCAUGAUUCAGUUUAUUUCUGUGUAAACUAACACCAUUGACCAACAGGAAGUUGUGGGAGACAGGAGCUAAAAGUGACAAAGAAAGUGUGACUAAAUAAGGAAGAAUUGAGCUGGAGGACAUGGUUUAACACUUCCAGCCGACAGUAGAGUUUCUCUUAAUUUUACUACAGAUCAGUCUCUCAUCAGCUCAUCUGUCAUUUUAUUACUGAACCAGUUCUGAAGAGUUUGUCUUCAUAUUUGUGAACUGAAAUCAAUGAAGAUGUUUCACAGAUUCUGGUUCUGUUUGUGUUUCUGGCGUCUGGUUGGUGUGUUUGGUGAAACAUUCGUGAAAAUUGGACAUUCAGUCACUCUUAACUCUGGUCUUUCUGAAAUGAUGGAUAAUGAUCUGAUUCGGUGGAAGUUUGAAUAUGGUCUAAUCGCUGAAAUCAAUGUGACGGCCGACAGAUUCUCUGUAUAUGAUGAUGUUCCUGACGGGAGAUUCAGAGACAGACUGAAGCUGGACAAUCAAACUGGAUCUCUGACCAUCACAAACUUCACAUUUGAACAUGCUGGAGAUUAUUCAGUAUAUAACAACACUGUGAGCAAGAGAUUCUGGCUCAGUGUCUAUGAUGAAAUAUCAGUGAAGGAGGGAGAUUCAGUCACUCUGAACUCUGAUCUUACUGAAAUAGAUUAUGAUCGGAUUCGGUGGAGGUUUGAAGACAGUUUAAUAGCUCUAAUCUAUAAAUGGGAUGACAGUGUCACUGUAUUUGAUGAUGUUCUUGACGGGAGAUUCAGAGACAGACUGAAGCUGAACAAUCAAACUGGGUCUCUGACCAUCACAGACAUCAGAACUGAACAUGCUGGACGUUAUGAACUCAUGAUCUACCGUAUGAGCAGAAUGAGGAAAACGUUCUUUCUCAAUGCUGUCAAUGAAGAAAUAUCAGUGAAGAAGGGAGAUUCAGUCACUCUGAACUCUGAUGUUACUGAAAUAAUGAAUGGUGUUUCAAUAGAGUGGAGGUUUGGAGCUGAAAUCACUUUAUUAGCUGAGAUCAGUAGAUGGACCAAUGGAUUCUCUGUAUAUGAUGAUGUUCUUGAUGAGAGAUUCAGAGACAGACUGAAGCUGAACAAUCAAACUGGAUCUCUGACCAUCACUAACAUCAGAACUGAACAUGCUGGACGUUAUUAUCUACAUAUAGUACCAACACAUUUAAAUCUAAACCAGUCAUUAAAAGCUUUCAGUGUUUCUGUCUCUGGUGAGAAGAGAUCAUGAGUCCUGUUCUUCAAAUAUUCUUGAUAUUAAUGUUUAUUGACUGAUCUGAUCUCAGUUUGGUGUUUUUAUUCCUCAGACUCUGUCCACUCUUGUGGUUCUACUGAAGCUGUGAUCCGAUUGGUCCUCUCUGCUCUGGUGGGCGUGGCUACUGUCAUUCUUCUGGUUUAUGACAUCAGAUCCAGAAGAGCUGAACAAGAUCAAACACAGAUUCACACAUCAGGUGCAUGUUCUUAACAGGAAUUUAAAUCUGAAGGAGACGCUGAACUUUAAAACUUCUUCAAGUGUGUUUUGUGUGGUUUGUCAUAUUAAUAUAGAUUAUUAAUUAUAUCAGGCUUUCAUAUUUGAUUCAGGGUUUAAGGGCUUUUAAAAUGUAAUUGUCUAAUAAUGUUUUUAUUGUACAGAUGCAGUUUAAAAGCUUGUUGAUUAUAU